AUGGUGGUUGACACGUGGGCCAAUCGGCAACCUGCGUUGGAGCAUCUUGAUAUCUCAGCUAAUAAGUUCAGUUUUGAUAUUGUUCAUGCAAUCUCACCUUGUGAAAAGCUCACUUUCUUGAACAUUUCAAGCAACCAAUUUGGAGGUCAAUUUCCUGUGCUUUCUUCGGCUGCAAAUUUGCAGUAUCUCCUCCUGGGAAACAAUCUUUUUCAAGGAGAGAUUCCUCUGCAACUAGCUGAUUAUUGUUCAAGUCUUGUCAAGAUCGAUCUUUCUUCGAAUAAUUUGUCGGGUACGGUUCCCAGUAGCUUCAGUUCUUGCUCUUCAUUGGCCUCUCUUGAUAUUUCUAAUAACAAAUUCUCAGGUGAAUUGCCUGUUGACACUUUCUUGCAAAUGAGUAGCUUGAAGGAGCUUGUUUUAUCCUUUAAUGAAUUCACUGGUGUUCUUCCCGAUUCUUUGUCAAAAUUCACCAAUUUGGAGACUUUAGAUCUGAGUUCAAAUAAUUUCUCAGGUUUAAUCCCGGCUAAUUUGUGUCAGGAUCCUGGAAACUCCUUGAAAGAGCUGUAUCUUGCUAACAAUUUACUUGCUGGUUCCAUUCCUCCAACUCUUAGUAACUGUUCACAGCUUGUUUCACUCCAUUUGAGCUUCAAUUUUCUCUCUGGAACUAUCCCUUCUAGCUUGGGGGCUCUGUCCAAGCUUCAGGAUUUGAAGCUGUGGUUGAAUAAUCUCCAUGGGGAGAUCCCACAGGAACUUGGUAACAUUCAAACAUUGCGGACAUUGAUUCUUGACUUCAACCAGUUGUCGGGACCAGUGCCUUCUGGUUUAAGCAACUGCACCAAUUUGACUUGGAUCUCAUUGUCGAAUAACCAGCUGAGUGGUGAGAUUCCUCGGUGGAUUGGCAAGCUUUCGAACCUCGCGAUUCUCAAGCUCAGUAACAACUCCUUUUAUGGUAACAUCCCGCCAGAGCUCGGUGAUUGUAGGAGCUUGAUUUGGUUGGAUCUUAAUACCAAUAACUUAAGUGGAUCCAUCCCUCCUGCAUUGUUCAAACAAUCUGGUAAAAUAGCGGUGAAUUUCAUCGCGGGGAAGAAAUAUGUGUACAUUAAGAAUGAUGGUAGUAAAGAGUGCCAUGGAGCAGGAAAUUUGCUUGAGUUUGCAGGAGUUAGACAGGAGCAGUUGAACAGAAUUUCAAUCAGGAAUCCCUGUAAUUUCACUAGAGUGUAUAAAGGUCUCACCCAGCCCACAUUUAACAACAAUGGAUCGAUGAUGUUUUUUGAUAUUUCAUACAAUAUGUUGUCAGGAACCAUUCCGGUGGAGAUUGGGAGCAUGUCAAAUCUCUAUAUCUUGAAUUUGGGGCACAACUCUUUUUCGGGUACUAUUCCAUCAGAGCUUGGAGGGUUAACGCUUCUUAACAUUCUUGACCUGUCGAGCAAUAAUCUUGAAGGGACAAUUCCGACAUCAAUGAGUUCUCUUAGCUUUCUUGCAGAGGGUGAUCUGUCGAACAACCAUCUCACUGGAAUGAUUCCUGAAGGUGGACAGCUUGAAACUUUUCCACCUACGAAGUUUGUCAACAAUUCAGGCCUUUGUGGAUUGCCUCUUCCCCCAUGUGGGAAAGAUGCAGCGUCAAGUGCAAAUUCUCAGCAUAAGAAGUCUGAUAGGAGACCGGCUGCUCUUGUGCGGAGCAUUGCAAUGGGAUUGUUGUUCUCCCUCUUCUGCAUCUUCGGUUUGAUCAUAGUUGGUGUGGAAAUGAAGAAAAGGAGGAAAAAGAAAGAUUCAACUCUUGAUGUUUAUAUCGACAGUCGUUCACAUUCUGGCACUGCAAACACCAGUUGGAAGCUAACUGGAGCUCGCGAAGCAUUAAGCAUUAACCUUGCUACAUUUGAGAAGCCCCUAAGAAAGCUCACCUUUGCAGAUCUUCUUGAAGCCACCAAUGGCUUCCACAAUGACAGUCUUAUCGGCUCUGGUGGUUUUGGUGAUGUCUACAAGGCUCAACUGAAAGAUGGAAGCAUUGUAGCUAUCAAGAAACUAAUACAUAUCAGUGGACAAGGUGAUCGCGAAUUCACAGCUGAGAUGGAAACCAUUGGGAAAAUCAAGCACCGGAACCUUGUACCUCUCUUGGGCUAUUGCAAGGUAGGGGAAGAGCGGCUUCUGGUUUAUGAGUACAUGAGGUAUGGAAGUUUAGAAGAUGUUUUACAUGAUAAGAAGAGAGCUGGGAUCAAGCUAAACUGGGCUGCAAGGAGGAAAAUUGCAAUUGGAGCUGCAAGAGGGUUAGCUUUUCUUCACCACAAUUGCCUCCCACACAUUAUACACAGGGACAUGAAAUCGAGUAAUGUCUUACUCGAUGAACACCUUGAAGCAAGAGUGUCCGAUUUUGGAAUGGCUAGACUUAUGAGUGCAAUGGAUACACAUCUGAGCGUCAGCACGCUAGCUGGCACACCCGGUUAUGUCCCUCCCGAGUACUACCAAAGCUUUAGAUGUUCAACCAAAGGAGAUGUUUACAGUUAUGGCGUAGUUUUGCUCGAGUUGUUAACAGGAAAAAGGCCAACAGAUUCAGCAGAUUUUGGUGACAAUAACCUUGUCGGGUGGGUGAAGCAGCACGCGAAACUCAAAAUAAGCGAUGUUUUUGAUCCAGAACUCAUGAAAGAAGAUUCAAGCCUAGAGAUUGAGCUUCUGCAACACUUGCGUGUAGCGUGUGCAUGCUUAGACGACCGAUCAUGGAGACGACCAACAAUGAUUCAGGUUAUGGCAAUGUUCAAGGAGAUUCAAGCCGGUUCUGGGCUUGACUCACAAUCCACCAUUGCCACUGAUGAUGGAGGUUUCAGUACAGUCGAAAUGGUUGAUAUGACCAUAAGCGAAGCCCCCGAACUAAGCAACAAGGCAUAGAACAACAAACCACAUUCGAACGAAUGCGAUUCGAGCAGUUUUCAACUAGAAUUCUUUGAAACCAAGAAAGAGGGUGGUAUGGUAAUGGUUCCAUUCAGCUGCCUAAAAAAUUUUCCCUCUUCUUUCCCACUUGAAAAAAAAACUCAAAAAUGUGGCAUGAAAAUUUGCCUUUGUAUCUCUACCAGUUUAAUGUAUGUAUCUCUUGUAUCCCUUUUAAAAUUCUUGUUAUUUAUACAUAAAAGGUUGUUUAACUUCGUUAUAAAAUGUGUAAAUAUACAA
This is a messenger RNA of Pistacia vera, 3156 nucleotides long. RefSeq names its product protein BRASSINOSTEROID INSENSITIVE 1-like. The record is from RefSeq and is a predicted model, not a curated record. The transcript is spliced from 3 exons. NCBI's taxonomy places the organism in Eukaryota, Viridiplantae, Streptophyta, Magnoliopsida, Sapindales, Anacardiaceae. Gene Ontology annotation, molecular function: ATP binding; protein kinase activity; protein binding. Gene Ontology annotation, biological process: protein phosphorylation. Bases 1 to 2877 code for a protein of 958 amino acids.